UCGUGUUUUUCAUGACUAAUGCUUCAAUUCCUCCUUCCCCUUACCUCUCUUAGCUUAGGAAUCCAUGCUCAGCGCUUUUUUUCCAACUCAGUAUUCCUUUUGCCACAUCACCAAAAACGGGCACUUAGUGAAUCGACCCUUUUCUGCUUAACUAAUUUGAGACUUUGAGCAGGUUCACCCGGCCUGGCGAAAGGAGUUCUCACGCUUCAUAGUAUCAGUUUGGGGAGGGGAGAUCGUUAGCCUGCUCCGGAGCCGUAUUCUUCUCUACCAUUAAGCAACAAGGUUUUGUUUGUAAUGACUCGAACCGUGGGAAAAUGGAUUAAGCUGGAACAGUUAGGCAUUGGACCUGGGGCAAGGAGCUCUCAUGCAAUCACCAUUGUAGGACAAAAGGUCUAUGCUUUCGGUGGUGAGUUCACCCCACGUGUCCCUGUUGACAAUCAACUCUAUGUGUUCAAUCUUAGUGACCAAACUUGGUCAUUGGCUGAGGCUGCCACUGGAGAUGUCCCUCCCCCUCGUGUAGGUGUCACUAUGGCAUCCAUUGGGGAGACAAUAUACGUCUUCGGUGGAAGAGAUGGUGAGCACAAAGAGCUGAACGAACUUUAUUCUUUCAACACAUCCACGAACCAGUGGACCCUCUUGUCAAGCGGGGAUGACGGCCCCCCGAACCGGAGCUACCACUCCAUGACAAGUGAUGAUCAACACAUAUUUGUCUUUGGUGGGUGUGGUUUGACCGGUCGGCUUAAUGAUCUCUGGUCUUACAAUAUCGUUAGUGAAAAAUGGGCAAAGUUUCCCUUGCCUGGGGAUGCUUGUAAAGGUAGAGGUGGACCAGGACUGGCCGUAGUCCAAGGAAAAAUCUGGGUUGUGUAUGGAUUUUCUGGUGAUGAACUUGAUGAUGUACAUUGUUUCGAUGCAACUGAAGAGAAGUGGACUCUUGUCCAAACUAAAGGAGAGAAUCCAUCUGCGCGGAGUGUGUUUUCAACAACUCGGAUUGGGAAGUACAUAUUUAUAUAUGGUGGGGAAGUUGACCCAAGCGACUUAGGUCACCUUGGUGCUGGAAAGUUUUCUGCUGAGGUUUAUGCUCUUGAUACUGAAACACUAGUUUGGAAAAGGUGGGAUGCCACUGGAGAUCUUCCAGGGCCAAGAGGAUGGUGUGCUUUUGCUGGCGGGCAGCGAGACGGGCAAGAGGGGUUGCUAGUAUAUGGAGGUAAUUCACCCACCAAUGAUCGGCUUGGUGAUGUAUUUUUUUUCACUCCUUUCUUGGAGCUUUAGUAGCAAAUAUUUCUCCGUAGUGUUGCUGGAUGUGUAAUAAUGGAUGAGUAAAGUUCUGAAAUUCGGUUAGAUUGGCAACAAUAAUUGGGUAGUAUUUUGCUUUCUCUCCUGUAUGCUUUCUUUCUUGCUUACAUUGUUUUUGUCUUGCAUUCUUGCUCCACUGUUGCUACUAUAUAUUGUCAUCAUGUCAUGUGAUUUUU
Messenger RNA from Cuscuta europaea, 1469 nucleotides. The record is from the annotation of a GenBank genome assembly. Lineage: Eukaryota; Viridiplantae; Streptophyta; Magnoliopsida; Solanales; Convolvulaceae.